Messenger RNA from Rosa chinensis, 2735 nucleotides. RefSeq names its product probable WRKY transcription factor 2. The record is from RefSeq and is a predicted model, not a curated record. The transcript is spliced from 5 exons. Gene Ontology annotation, molecular function: DNA-binding transcription factor activity; sequence-specific DNA binding. Gene Ontology annotation, biological process: regulation of DNA-templated transcription. NCBI's taxonomy places the organism in Eukaryota, Viridiplantae, Streptophyta, Magnoliopsida, Rosales, Rosaceae. Bases 335 to 2524 code for a protein of 729 amino acids.
CACACCCUGUCUCCUUCCCUUCUCCCUCUAUAAAUUUGCUCUCAGAAACCUCUGAAAAUCACAUAGUUUCAUUCUUUUCUUCUUUUUCAUUAAAAUCUCCAUUGAAACCUGAGAGUCUUCUUCUUCUUCAAUCCCUCUCAUUUAAUUUCUUGUAUCAAAGCAAUAAUGAGAAGGUUUCAGCUCCACAAUCACUAAACAAGGAGCUGAGACCAACCCAGAACCAAAGACUCCUCACACUCACAAACACUCACAGCCUUGUCACUCUACCAAAAAAUAUAUUCCUUUCAUUCAUUCGUUCAUUGAUAACAAUAACCAUAUAGGAUUUUUAAGGACAAUGGAGCAAGCAAACGAUGUGGUCGUUGCAGAGAACAAAGCCAAAUAUGGAGGUGGUGGCGGUAGCGUUAGCAUAGCCGAGAGGAGGGCAGCCAAGUGUGGAUUCAAUGCGGAGAGGAUCAAUACGGCGCGUUUCAGGAGGACCAACACCAGCCCUCUGCCUUCGCCGGUGGAGAGGUCUCCUUGCCACCUCACUAUUCCUCCCGGCAUCAGUCCCACCGCUUUGCUCGACUCCCCCAUGAUGCUCCCCAAUUCUCAGGCAUUGCCAUCUCCCACUACCGGAACUUUUCCAUUGCUUCCUCCUAGUGAUGACAGUUCAAUGCUGAAAUCUGCAACUAAUGAAGAUGUUCGUAGGGGGAGUGGUUUUGAUUCAUCCUUCAUGUUGAAGAGUCAAGGAGAUCCUAAGUAUCUGCCAGGUUAUUCUGGUUUUGAAAAUCAGGGAUCUAAUGUUGACUAUCAAGCUCUUGUCUUGGAGCAACAGCCAAUGGAUUUUGAUUUCCCGAUGGAAUUUCCUGAAGAAGUGAAUGCAAAACACUAUGCUGUUGAUCCAUCUAAUGAUGUUAAGAAUUUAAAUAGUGUGGUAAUGAAUGAGAGCUGUGUUGACUUGCAAAUGCCUCAUUCCAGCUUAGCUUCUUUUCCCAAAGAAGUUAUUCAUGGGGAGGAUGUUGGGACCCAUCAACUUUUGGAAGGAGACCAUAAAGGGUAUCCAUCUCUGGGAAUGGCAAGGAAUUCAGAGGAUGGAUACAAUUGGAGGAAGUAUGGGCAGAAACAGGUUAAAGGUAGUGAAUAUCCAAGGAGCUACUAUAAGUGCACACAUCCAAAUUGUCAGGUGAAGAAAAAGGUGGAACGAUCCUUUGAUGGUCAAAUAACAGAAAUCAUUUACAAGGGAGCUCCUCAUAACCAUGCACAACCUCAGCCUAAUCGACGAGCUGCAGCAUCACUUGGAUCAGCAUUUUCAUUUGAUGAGAUGUCAGAGAUGGGUGAGGGCAAUAGAACCUCUGUCAAAGUUGACAGUGACUCACUUUGGGCAAAGAUUCAGUCUGGUGAGGAUAUUAAGAGUGGUUAUGAUGGGAGGCUUGAUGGUCUGGAAAGGACUUCCUCAGCAUCCGUUGUUACUGAUCUUUCUGAUCCAUUAUCGGCUACCCAAGGAAAAUCCCCGGGUAUCUUUGAAUCUGUAGACACUCCAGAGUUUUCAUCCACACUUGCUAGUGUUGAUGAAGAUGACCAGGCCACCCUACGGAGCAUAUCGCUUGGAGAGGAUGCAGAUAAUGAAGAAUCUGACUCAAAAAGAAGAAAGAAAGAUAGCUGCAUGAUUGAAACAAGUAUAGCUUCCAGGGCUGUCCGUGAACCAAGAGUGGUUGUCCAAAUUGAGAGUGAAAUCGACAUACUUGAUGAUGGCUACCGUUGGCGGAAGUAUGGACAAAAAGUUGUCAAAGGAAAUCCAAACCCCAGGAGCUACUACAAAUGUACAAGUGCGGGAUGCUUAGUAAGGAAGCAUGUGGAAAGGGCCUCCCAUGAUCUGAAAUUCGUAAUUACUACAUACGAGGGAAAACACAACCAUGAAGUGCCUGCAGCCAGAAACAGUAAUCAUAUAAACUCAAGCAGUGCAAAUGGACAUCCACCUACUCAGUCAGCACUGGCGUUAUCCAGAAAUACCAACAUUCCAAAACCUGAGACACAAGUACAAGAUCUUGCGCCUCAUUUUGAUAGAAAACCAGAAUUUCAUGACGAAUACCUGCGACCUACUUAUCUUGGGAAUUUCAGCAAUGACUUGAAAUAUGGAGCUACCUCCAUCUACCAAAUGAAGUUCCCACCUCUUCAGAAUGCAAUGCCAUAUGGCUCCUUUGGUCUAAAUGCUCCUCAUCACAAUGUGGCUCACCAGGCUGGUUCUGUUGCAUCUAUUGUCCCAGACUUCUCCAUGUCACUGCCCUUGAAUCUUCCCCCAUCUGGGAAUCUUGGUCUCGCAGGUUUUGAUUUCAAUAAUGGAAAGUCAGUAUAUCCAGUGCAGCCUUAUGUCUCAGGACAGCAGCUCCAGGAGAAUGACUUACGGUACCUGAAGCCAAAACAAGAGCAGAAGGAUGAUGGCCUUUAUGAUGCCUGCAGCCUGCCUAUCAUUGAUCAGGGAAAUGCAUCAUUGUCACCAUCCUCAUCCUUACUCUAUCACAGAAUGAUGGGAAGCUAUUCAUCAUAGAUUUUUAGUUUUUGUUCCGAAGCAGUUCAUCUCAACUAAAGUGAGGCAGACUCUGCCAGCCUAACUUUGUGGUCAAGGUUUUAUUUUCUUUCAAUUUCGCCACUGUCAUAGUUUCUUCUUGUUUUCUGAGAAAAUACCUAUACAAAAUUUGGAAAAAAAAAAAUUAAUACAGUCACAGAAAUUGAUCCUCUCUCUGUCUCAUCUAUAUGUU